Ostertagia ostertagi is the source of this 1623-nucleotide messenger RNA. The record is from the annotation of a GenBank genome assembly. Lineage: Eukaryota; Metazoa; Nematoda; Chromadorea; Rhabditida; Trichostrongylidae.
AUGCUUUACGGCCAGAACGGAGCGUACGACAGCCUUUCUAAAACCGGGUAUGAAGCAAUCGGGAUUUUUAAAAAAGAAGGUUACAACGGGCAUUUGUAUUUACUGACACGCCUUAGCCUGCUGGAGCUUUAUGAAUUGAACAGCGACCAUGUGCAACUGACCAAUGAGGGGCUUGAAAUAUUGAAAGAAGCUAAAGAAGUAGCGGAUACGCCUGCAAUUGCCAGGACUUUAGAUCUCCUUAGCCGGGCCAGUACCAUCAUUACAGAAGAGAAGAAAGCCAUUGCCUACCAGGAAGAGGCCGUUGCCUUAUUGCGGCGGGCAUCAGACAAAACGACCUUGCCUAAAACGCUGAACAACCUGGGACAGAGUUAUAAUGAGAGAGGGCGUUAUGAAGAAGCAUUGGCUGCCUUUUAUGAGGCAUUGCAACAUGCUGCGCCGGACGCCAGAAUCGCCGGCUAUACCUAUUGCUAUAUGGCUUUCGCGCAUAUGGGACUUGAUCAGCUGGAUUCCGCGGCUUUCGAUCUGAAGCGUUCCCGCAAAAUUGCCGACCGGUUUGGCGACCCCAGAAUUGCCCUGAAUAUUUACAGUGCUUAUGCCGAAUUAUAUGCCUUUCAGGAAAAGUACCCGGAAGCUUUAAAGAUACUGGACAGCGGUAUUGUAUUAAUGAAAGAAAAGGGGAUCAAUGCCCUGAUGCCAAGCUUCCAGAUCAACCGCGCCAAAGCUUUUUAUAAUAUGGAAAGGUAUAAGGAAGCACUGAGGGCUUAUGGUAUUGCCGACAGCCUGUUCGCUGAAUUAAAAGAAGGUGAGCUGCAAAAAAAGAUAGCAGAGCUGGAAACAAAAUAUAAAACCCGGGAACAGGAAACAUCGAUCCGUACCUUGUCACGUACAGCUUCUAUCCAACAACAGUGGUUGUUGAUCGUACUACUGGUAUUGCUGGUUGCAAUCGGCCUGGGGAUAUUUGCAUUGAUACAGUACCGGCGUCAAAAACGGGCAAACAAAGUCAUCUCCAGUCAGGCCGAACGGCUGCAAUGGCUGAUGAAAGAGAUACACCACCGUGUGAAGAACAACCUGCAGGUGAUCACUUCACUGAUCAAUAUGCAGCUUCGGAAAAAUGAUCAUCCCGAUGUGGCACGGUUGCUCUCCGACACCGUUACCCGUAUUCAGUCGAUCGCCAUUAUUCAUCAAAAGCUUUACCAGGAUAAAGAGCAGGAAGUGGUGUUACUCGCCGAUUAUAUACAGCAGUUGGCUAAGGCGAUCCAGGCAGUGCAUGGCACCGCAACGAUCAAUGUGCAAACGGAGAUCAUGCUGGAUAUUGAUACGGCUGUGCUGCUCGGAUUGGUGAUCACCGAGUUGAUAACAAAUUCCUGUAAACAUGCCCGCAAGGCAGAUGAAAGCCUGGUCAUAGCUAUUGAGGUAACAAGGAUUGAAGAAGGGUAUCGGAUGAUCUACCGGGAUAAUGGCCCGGGGCUUCCGGAGUUGCAGGGCAAUAACCGCAGCAUGGGCAUGCAGUUGAUCAGCCUUAUGAUACGGCAGAUGGCCGGUACGGCUCAGUGGACGAACCAGGACGGGCUUGUUUGCACGCUUUACUUUAAGGAUGAGCUGCAACGAAAGCAGAUUGCGUGA